GCCCUCUCGCCCCCUGGGUCUGGAUGGGAAUCACAGGUGUGCGGGCGUCAGGUGGACGGGCCAUUUCUCUUGGGCCAGACAGCUCAGACCUGGGUGCGAACCUGGCAGCGGACGUUCCCCUGCAGAACCGUGGCAUGGAGCAGGCUCCUUGCAGGGCCGGCCCCUCAGACGCAGCAGGGAGGCUGGCGAUGACCUGGGCUGCAGGUUCUCAGCUUCAUCUGGGCCAACUGUGCCGUUCUAUGUGUACAUCGGCGAGCUCCCGCAGGACUUCCUCCGCAUCACGCCCACACAACAGCAGCGGCAGGUCCAGCUGGACGCACAGGCGGCCCAGCAGCUGCAGUACGGAGGCGCCGUGGGCACCGUGGGCCGACUGAACAUCACUGUGGUUCAGGCAAAGUUGGCCAAGAAUUACGGCAUGACCCGCAUGGACCCCUACUGCCGACUGCGCCUGGGCUAUGCGGUGUAUGAGACGCCCACGGCACACAAUGGCGCCAAGAAUCCCCGCUGGAAUAAGGUCAUCCACUGCACGGUGCCCCCAGGCGUGGACUCGUUCUAUCUUGAAAUCUUCGAUGAGAGAGCCUUCUCCAUGGACGACCGCAUCGCGUGGACCCACAUCACCAUCCCCGAGUCCCUGAGGCAAGGCAAGGUGGAGGACAAGUGGUACAGCCUGAGCGGGAGGCAGGGGGACGACAAGGAGGGCAUGAUCAACCUCGUCAUGUCCUACGCGCUGCUGCCAGCUGCCAUGGUGAUGCCACCCCAGCCUGUGGUCCUGAUGCCGACGGUGUACCAGCAGGGCGUCGGCUACGUGCCCAUCACAGGGAUGCCCGCCGUCUGCAGCCCCGGCAUGGUGCCCGUGGCCCUGCCCCCGGCCGCCGUGAAUGCCCAGCCCCGCUGUAGCGAGGAGGACCUGAAAGCCAUCCAGGACAUGUUCCCCAACAUGGACCAGGAGGUGAUCCGCUCGGUGCUGGAAGCCCAGCGAGGGAACAAGGACGCCGCCAUCAACUCCCUGCUGCAGAUGGGGGAGGAGCCGUAGAGCCUCCGCCCUCGCUGCCGUGUCACCCCAGCUCUUCGGACACGCUGACCAGGCGCUCCCCAAGGAAUGCUGUCCCAACAAGAUCCCCGUGACACGGCCCCUGUCGCCCCUCCCGUGGACGUCUGGGCUGCCCCGCCCACACCUGCUCUGGGUGCAUGGGGGUUUUCGGUUCCUGGCGGCCCAGGACGGGGCGGGGGCUCCCUUCGCCUCUUGUGCUGGGAGGUCUCGGCGCAUUCUCCUGUCCCCAGGACGUGCGUCUCCCCUUCUCAUGCUGUUCUGGAAAAUGUUCUUGCUGUAGAGAGCAGCUGCUUCUGCCAGGGUGUUGGAGGUGGUGGAGCGCCUUCUGAUUCCAUUCAUGGCAUUUUGUGAUGUGACGUAAUUGGAAUAGAGCUGUUGAUUAAGGCACGCACAAUCCCUCACACUGAUUUGUGGGUUUUUUUAGAACUUCCCAGCCGAAAACUCACGUCCUUGCCCUAACGCGCUUUGCUGUGAGCCUGGCCCCUGCCCAGGGCUUGGGUCUGGUGAGCCGAGCCGCUUCCUGUGGAUGGCGUGGGGCCGCCUCUGGUCUGGCUCACCUGGCCACUGUCCAGCCAGCCUUGUGACAGACUCCAGCCUGAAGGCAGGAUGAACCCACACCUGGCAUGAGGAGGGGAGCCUGCCACGGUUGGCCGGGCUCUGCCUGAUUGCCAGCCAGCGGGCAUCUGAAGCCGGGUCCUUCACCCGCGGAAGGCUGCCGUCCGUCUGUCCUGCUGCUCACGCCAGCUCCGUCGUGUCCUCCCAGGGGGCUUCUCUUCUCAACAGGCCUUGCAAGGCUGGGGUGGGAGGUGAUAGAGGCGGCACGUGCAUGAUUCUGAGAGGGUGUUGCGGCACUGCCAGCCGACUGCUGACGACAGCUUGGGCAGCUGCUGUGCCCGGGACCUAGGUUCAGCGUGGGCUCGGGAAGCCUGGCGAACAUGGCCGCGUAAAAGCUUUCUGAGGCGGGAGGCACGCCUCACCUCUGCCUGCCUGGGCACCGUGUGUAGCAUCUUGGUUUGCAGGACAGACUUUAGGUGACACCUGGUUAUGAAAGUCAGGAAUUUGAGAAACUUCUCACAAGUGAUGCACUUUACGUAGUCCGCAUGCCAUGGAGACGCUUGUGUGCACCCGCAUGUCUGCUGCUUGUGGUUCAAUCUGCCCCCAGCCUUCGGACGGAAACCCACUGAUACGGACAGAAAGAGAAGGCCCACAAGUGGCUCUUCUGUGGAAGAUGCAGAAGGAGGAAGUUAGUGCUUACAUUUUAGUCUUUUUCUCCCUCGAAAAAAUAGGUUAAGUUUCAGUGUCAGCUAGAAAAUACUGCUUUCCGCCACCGACUGGGGGUGGUUUUUGUCAAAUAUACUGUUGAUAAAUAUU
Mandrillus leucophaeus (drill) is the source of this 2422-nucleotide messenger RNA. RefSeq names its product toll interacting protein (gene TOLLIP). The coding region runs from base 416 to 1033 and encodes 205 amino acids. The transcript is spliced from 6 exons. Gene Ontology annotation, biological process: ubiquitin-dependent protein catabolic process. Lineage: Eukaryota; Metazoa; Chordata; Mammalia; Primates; Cercopithecidae. The record is from RefSeq and is a predicted model, not a curated record. Gene Ontology annotation, molecular function: ubiquitin conjugating enzyme binding; ubiquitin binding. Gene Ontology annotation, cellular component: cytoplasm.